Mesorhabditis spiculigera is the source of this 687-nucleotide messenger RNA. The record is from the annotation of a GenBank genome assembly. Lineage: Eukaryota; Metazoa; Nematoda; Chromadorea; Rhabditida; Rhabditidae.
AUGCUGUUCGUCUACCUGCUCGUCUUCGUCCUCUACACCGGCGGACUGAACGCCGCAAACACGACAAUGACUGCAGCGAUGUGUAAUAAGGAUUCCCCCGACUGCGAAGACUGUGUGAAGAAGUGGACGUUGUGCCCGGGAAAAGACGGCGUCCUCCUCUGCACCCUGAAGCAGUUUCUCGUCGAUCCCGAAUCAGGAGCUUGCGAUUUCAGAGGUUGUCCCGUGGGCGAGCUACCGAGUCUUGUCGGCGACAAACGCAAUUGCCUCCCGCGCAAUCGCAUGACUAACGGUACUCUGCCAUAUGGUUGGUGGUGGGACGGCUGCAUCUAUGAUUACUACAUCAACUGCGGCAACUACGUGCCAAUUUGCCUCAACGCCGCUGUGAUCACGGCAUACAACGCGAGCGCGGGAGGCUGCAUCAAAAAAGGCUGCCCGCCUACGAUGCACCCGUGCAAAGGAGAAAACGGAACGGAAUGCCUCUCCUACGACGACCUGAAGUCGGUCCGUUACAAGAAAGGAGGAGACAUAUGUGUCCUUGCCACAGCCGAGGAGAAGGCUGCUGCGAGGCCCACCCCUCCGCCGGCUGCCCAGGAAAAAACCGAACCGGAAGUAUCGUCCUCAUCCCGGUUCCGGCAUCUCGUGAACUCCGUCUUCAUCCUCCUCAUCACGAAGCCGUCGGCCGAUUUU